Coregonus sp. 'balchen' is the source of this 201-nucleotide messenger RNA. The record is from the annotation of a GenBank genome assembly. NCBI's taxonomy places the organism in Eukaryota, Metazoa, Chordata, Actinopteri, Salmoniformes, Salmonidae.
AUGCUGGGGUGCAUGCACCACUUCUGUAAGCCCUGUAUCAGUACCUACUGGAGGGGCACCCAGACACCGGUCUCCUGUCCCCAGUGUAGGAAGGAGUUCACCACCAAACAGUUUCAGACCAGCUGUCUGGUGACGGCCAUGGUGGAGAAGGUUAGGGCCUCCACCUCGGACUGUUACGUCAAGAAUAUAGAGGUGAGUUAG